Messenger RNA from Anolis sagrei ordinatus, 2644 nucleotides. Its product is annotated as fascin. Gene Ontology annotation, cellular component: lamellipodium; cytoplasm; ruffle. Lineage: Eukaryota; Metazoa; Chordata; Lepidosauria; Squamata; Anolidae. The record is from RefSeq and is a predicted model, not a curated record. Gene Ontology annotation, molecular function: protein-macromolecule adaptor activity; actin filament binding. Gene Ontology annotation, biological process: actin filament bundle assembly; cell migration; establishment or maintenance of cell polarity.
UGCCUCCUCGGCAUAAAAGCCCAGGACCCGCCUGCCUUGCCUGCGGGGCUGCCGAGCCGAGGAGAGCGCUUUGUGCCCGAGAAAGAAAGGAAGGAAGGAAGAAAGGAAGGAACGAAGGAAGAAAGGAAGGGAGAGGAAGAGAGAGAGAGAGAGAGGCAGCCAAGCCGGAGCCAGGCGGCGCCGCGUGGUCUUCGCAGGCAGACAAAAGGCAGAAGCAGAAGCAGAAGCAGCUCACAGCUCCAUCUCCAUCUCCCUUCCCCUCCUCUCUCUCUAUCUCUCCUCCCUCCUUUCUUUGGGGUGUUGGUUCCUCCUCCUUUCUGCCCCCCAUCAUGACGGCCAACGGGACGACUUCGGAGUCGCUCCAGAUCCAGUUCGGCUUGAUCAACUGUGGCAACAAAUACCUGACGGCCGAGGCCUUUGGCUUCAAACUCAACGCUUCGGCACCCAGCCUGAAGAAGAAGCAGAUCUGGACGCUGGAGCCCAACGGCGGGAGCGAGGAUGCAGGUGCCGUCUUCCUGCGCAGCCACCUGGGCCGCUACCUGGCUGCCGACAAGGAUGGCCGGGUUACCUGUGACAGCGAGGCGCCCACGGCCGACUGCCGCUUCCUGCUGGUGGCCCACGAUGACGGGCGCUGGUCCCUCCAGUCCGAGCCGCACCGGCGCUUCUUCGGCGGCACCGAGGACCGCCUCUCCUGCUUUGCCCAGGUUGUCUCGCCCGCCGAGAAGUGGAGUGUCCACCUGGCCAUGCACCCUCAGGUCCACAUCUUCAGCCUGGCCCGCAAGCGCUACGCACACCUCAGCACCACCGGCGCCGGAGAGGAGGAGGUGGCCGUCAACCGCGACGUGCCCUGGGGAACCGACGCCCUGGUCACCCUCGUCUUCCAGGACCAACGCUACAGCAUCCAGACAGCUGACUACCGCUUCCUCCGCCAUGAUGGCAAGCUAGUGGCACGACCAGAACCAGGCACGGGCUACACAUUGGAGUUCCGCUCCGGCAAGGUGGCCUUCCGGGACUGCGAGGGCAAGUACCUCUCCCCCUCCGGGCCCAGCGGCACCCUCAAGGCCGGCAAGAGCACCAAAGUGGGAAAGGACGAGCUCUUCGUCUUGGAGCAGAGCUGCCCGCAGGUCGUCCUCCGUGCCGGCAACGAGAGGAACGUCUCCACCCGGCAAGGAAUGGACCUUUCAGCCAACCAGGAUGAAGAGAGUGAUCAAGAAACCUUCCAACUGGAAAUCAACAAAGAGACCAAGAAAUGCACCUUCAGGACUUAUACUGGGAAAUACUGGACACUCACCUCCAACGGCGGAGUGCAGUCCACUGCCUCAACUAACAGGAAUGCUAAUUGUUACUUCGACAUCGAGUGGUGUGACCGGCGUAUCACCCUGAAGGCCACCAAUGGCAAAUACGUCACGGCAAAGAAGAACGGGCAGCUUGCGGCCUCUGUCGAAACUCCCGGUGAGACGGAGUCCUUCCUCAUGAAGCUGAUUAACCGGCCAAUCAUUGUCCUUCGGGGAGAGCAUGGCUUCAUUGGCUGCCGGAAGGUGACCGGCACCCUGGAUUCGAACCGCUCCUCUUACGACGUCUUUCAACUGGAGUUCAAUGACGGAGCUUACAAUAUCAAAGAUUCCACUGGGAAAUACUGGAUGGUGGGCAACGAGUCCUCAAUCACCAGCAGCAGCGACACGCCGGUGGACUUCUUCUUUGAGUUCUGCGACUACAACAAGGUGGCCAUCAAAGUCAACGGCAAAUACCUGAAGGGCGACCACGCCGGCGUCCUCAAAGCCACCGCCGACUCCAUCGACCCCUCCACCCUCUGGGAGUAUUGAAUGCACUUUAGCCUCCUUCCCUCUGCUCUUUCGUGCUCUCUUCUUCUUCCUCCCUCCUCCUCCUCCUCCCCUUUCAGUUGCCAAUAUAUAUAUUUUUCGUUUGUGGGUUAUUUUUCAAUGUUCUGGCGUGUCUUUCCCUAAAAAAGGGGGGUGAUCUUUCAGAUUGGCCUGCUGCUUAUAUAUCGCUGUAUAAGUUUUUUGGGGGUGGGGUGGGGGUGUAGAGGGUUACUUCUUUUCGUUAUGUCAGCCUCUUUUUUAUUAUUAUUAUGAUGACAAAAACUGGAAAAUGUUAACUAACCUGCAGGAAAAAAGAACAAAAACAAAACCAAGGUGCACUCUUCUGCACAGACUAUUUUUUGGAGGGGAGCGUUGGAAACCUCCUGGCCUCUGUGCUGAUCCUCUGAGUUGAAAAGGGAAUAUAUAUCCCACUGUAUAAGUAGAAACCAGCCCUCUUGAUCGCUUGGCAGCCUCCUCGCAAGAGUGCCUAUCGAGCUCAGUUGUCGUUUGAGUCGCCGUCAUCAUACCCAACGGCUCGGCACAAUUAUCCUUCUACCAGUUUUCCAAAACUGGAUUUACCUUCUGCGGUUGGUUCGUUGGUGGUCACUUUUCUUGGGGUUUGAUCCCUACGUCGAGCUCCUUCCUUUCUCUAGCCAAAAGCAGGGAAGUAGAAACCAUCCCUCUUGAUCUCUUGGUGGUCUUCUCGCAAGAGUGCCUAUUGAGCUCAGUUGCCGUUUAAGUCGCCGUCAUCAUGCCCAACGGCUCGGCACAAUUAUUAUCCUCCUACCGGUUUACUGAAACUGGAUUUGCCUUCUGCGAUUGGU